UUCAGUCAAAGAUCUGAGGACACUGCUAUAUAAAGAUGCUUUCCUCCAUAAAGAAAAUGUUUUUAAUCUUGGCUGCUGCAUUUAUCUUUCUUUUUAUUUUUUUUACAUUGGUCUUUCAGAAAUUAUAUUUAGUAAAUGCCGUGGUGCAACAUAAAAUUGACUUUGCGGAAUACAAAAAUGAAUUAUUUCACCUCACGAGUAAAUAUGAAAUUGAGAAGGUUUCCACAGAUCAGCAUGAAAAAUCAGCAGCAGGUCCAGAAAUGCCACCUGAUGCAGAAUACAAAACUGAAUUAUUGCACCUCACAAGUAAAUAUGAAAAUGAGAAGGUUUCCACAGAUCAGAAUUACAAAUUAGCUGAAUGUCCAGAAAUGCCACCUGAUUUAGGUCCGUUGGAUAUUAGGUUUGUAUAUAAUACAUCCAUUCUGAAAAUCAUUUCUCAGAAUCCAAAUAUACAGCACGGAGGACGCAGUAGGCCCCAGCAUUGUAUGGCCCAGCAGAAAAUUGCCAUUAUAAUCCCAUUCCGUAAUCGAAAAUCUCAUCUCAGGACAUGGCUGUACUACAUGCACCCGUUCCUGCAGCGGCAGCAGGCAGAUUAUGGCGUAUAUGUGGUGGAACAGAUAGAAGACACAUUAUUCAACCGAGCCAAGCUGAUGAAUGUUGGUUAUGCCAUAGCAUCAAAAGACUAUGAUUAUAACUGUUUUAUAUUCAGUGAUGUGGACAUUAUCCCUAUGGAUGGGAGAAAUCUCUACAGGUGUUCUAAGAAUCCCAGGCAUAUGGCAAAUUCUGUGGACAAAUUCAAUUUUAAAUUACCCUACAGUGACAUCUUUGGAGGAGUUGUAGCAUUCACAAAGGAACAAUUUAUCAAAGUAAAUGGAUUCUCAAAUGUAUUCUGGGGGUGGGGUGGAGAAGAUGAUGAACUAUUCCAAAGAGUGGUGGCUGUGGGACUGAAGGUUGACCGUCCAGACCAAACAAUUGCGAGAUCCAGAAUGAUUUCUCAUCAAAGAGAUCCUGGUAAUGAACGUAAUGGAAAGAGCUUUUCUCUAAUAAACAAAGCGUAUGAACGUCUACAUAAGGAUGGACUGAGUUCCCUGAAAUACACUGUCAUCGGAAUAACCAAUCAUAAACUUUAUACCAAAGUGACAGUGGAUAUUGGGAAUGGAGAAGAUGUUUCCCCUGAAGCCAAUUAGUGAACUAGCUAUUUUUUUACUUACAUUAUUAUGCAAAUGAAAACUGCACUCUGCAAUGCCUUUCUAAUCAUCAGGUGGAUUUUCUAAACAAAAAUAACUGGAUAGAACUUGAACUGUGUCAGUAAACAAGAGUUUCAUCUGCACGUGAAUGAAAUAGAGAAAACCCACAAGGUCAAAAUUUGCUAGACCACAUUGCUCUGUGCCCAUAACACUGCACUUUUCGUUUGACUUCCCAUAACAAAACAAAUAACAUAGUUGUGUUAACACUGUGCCAAAAUGAAGGAAAUUGGCAGGCGCUUCUCAACAAUAUACAAUGCAGCUUUGGAAAUGUAUGGGCUCAGAAACCACAUUUUCAUGUCAAGUCAUUAAGUGGGUUCUUUAUUAAGGUUGUGUUUUCCACAAAAAUUUGAGUUUUUUUGUCAAAAGUCACAUUUUCGGGUUAAAACUUGAAUUUUUCAAGAUUUAUUAUACCUCAACCCUGGAAAUAACUUGAAUCCAAAAAUACACCAUAUAAAACCAGUCAAUGUCAUGUAGGAGUCAAUGGCAGAAGUCCCUUGAACCAUUUGAAGAUGUUAAUAGCCUUCAUGAUCUAGUUUUUUUUUCCGGAAGGUUUUUCCCGAAAACUGAAUCAAUUCAAGAGAUUUGAUAUAUAUUGAUAUGUAGGUACAAUCUGGCCAUUCAUGAUUGAGCUCAAAUGACACUACAGAAUGAGCAAACAGUGGAUGCCUUCUAUGUGGUCAGCUUUCUUCUCCCUUGGUCAACAUGUAAUGUAAUGCAAUUCAAUUCUAAACAAUAACAUAGCUUAAAUAGGUGUCACAUUUCAAAGUUUUUAUUUUCCAUAUGUAUUUGUUUUUAUUGUGUUUUUACCCAAGAGGAGAUACUUCUAUUGAAAGCUGUUAUUUCACAUAAAUGCUCUGGGAAAUCGUUACAUGUAAGACUACAAGAAGCACAAAUAAAAAACAGGAUGAUUGACGGAAGAAACCGUAAUCUGAAUAACUGUAUAGUGUUAUUCAAUGUAACAAGAGUAACAACAGUUGACACAUAAGGUUAGGUAGUUUAGUAGUUUGGUUGUAUGAUUGGUGUAAAGCUGGCCAUAGACGCAAAGAUCUGAUCGUACGAAUCGAGGAUUCAUGCGAUUUUCGGAACAUGUGUGGAGAGUCCCGACAUUUUUCGUCCGGCGGAGAUCGGUCGUUUGGUCGAU
This is a messenger RNA of Xenopus laevis (African clawed frog), 2388 nucleotides long. RefSeq names its product beta-1,4-galactosyltransferase 1-like L homeolog (gene b4galt1l.L). Gene Ontology annotation, biological process: protein N-linked glycosylation; glycoprotein biosynthetic process; carbohydrate metabolic process. Gene Ontology annotation, cellular component: Golgi membrane; Golgi apparatus; Golgi cisterna membrane. NCBI's taxonomy places the organism in Eukaryota, Metazoa, Chordata, Amphibia, Anura, Pipidae. The transcript is spliced from 8 exons. The record is from RefSeq and is a predicted model, not a curated record. Gene Ontology annotation, molecular function: glycosyltransferase activity; beta-N-acetylglucosaminylglycopeptide beta-1,4-galactosyltransferase activity; cytoskeletal protein binding. The coding region runs from base 36 to 1187 and encodes 383 amino acids.